AUGUCUAAUCAGGACUUUAUAUGGACACAAGCUGAAACACGCUCUGUCGGCCAAGCACUUAUCGAUUAUUCCGGCGUACUUACGUUGGAAAUUGGCAAUGAGAUCACGAAGAUUAACGCGUGGCAGUUCGAUGGACCGCUUCCAAUCCAGUUAGCCAGGGAACUGCGGAUCCCCACCUACAUAUGCUUUGACAAGGAUGCCGGAAUCCGCGUCGGGACGGAAGCCAAGGCAGCACAGAAGAAGAAUCCUGAUUAUACAGUGCACGGUUUUAUAAAUCUGAUCGGUCUGGAAAAAACUGACAUGAUGGCCAUUGUCACAGUCAACAACCAACUAUACAAGGCCAAGAAGAGGGACGGACCGUUUUUCAUAACCGUCACUGAUAACAAGAAGCUAUACAAAAGCCUGCCAAGGAAGGAGAGGCGUCUUAAAAAAUGGUUUCGUGUAUUGCAAAAUCAUGUUCAGAGCGAUGCGGCUCCAUUGAACCAUAGCCUGGACUUAUCACUCCCAUCGGCAAGCUUCCUUACACUUAACAUUGACUGGUUAGACCCCAAAUACGUGGAAAGCAGCGAUGCAGCGGACGAAACAACAUCGAACGAAAAGUUCAGCCUGCGUCAACUAAGUCAGAAGCUCACUAACCAAUUGAAACUUUGGGAAAUCAACGUGAGAAAAAAGAUCUCUAAGUCGCGUGGAAAAAAGCACGUGCGCCGGGUGAACGAGCCUUCAAAUAACAAAGUUGAAGCGGCGUUUCUGAUGGAACCGACAGACUUUUUGCGGCGAGCCCCCAGUAAAAUCAGCAUCGAUGAUACGUCUAGUGAUGACUCGGACGCAGAGGCUGCAAUUAGAAAAAACAUGGAAUUGCUGAAAAGGGCGGGUACUUCGCAAAGCUUUGCCCGCAAGGACUACGAGGCGGCAGGAGGGGUCGUCAGAAAUUUUGUUGGAGGAGUCGAAGGGACAUUGGAAGCUCUCGGUCUCACAAGCACUCAAGAAUUCGGCCAAACUGUUCCUGCAAAGCACGAAAAGGCAGUCGCCUCAGAUGAAGCUGCUGGACCAUCAACAUCGGCAUCUAAUAACGAUGAUCCGAAAAAGCCCGUAUAUCUGAAAAAAUUUGAUGGAGGAGUCGGGGGAACCGAGGCCGACCUGGGUGUGGAAAGGAACCGACUCUUGCUUGAAAUUGAUGAUAUCGAGAGGUAUGGAGCCAGAAUUUUUGAGGAAGAUCGCGAGCUUGAUCAACAUCUGCGAAUAGCGUCAAUGCGGUCAUUUGAUCCUUUAUUAAUUGAUUGUGGGCCCGGCGGAGACGAUAUCAAUGUCCAGACACUGAUACAGAUCUUUGUCGAAGACAUUGUGGAUUCGUUGGUGGAUUCAUUCGAUAGGGCCGGAUUGAUUUUGCCCGAUUCCAUGGGGCUUCGAGGCAUAAACACUAUCGUUUUUUCUCCUUCUCAUUUUUCUGACUAUCAAAAUGAGCUGCUUUUCGAGGCCGUUAGGGACGGAGGCCUAGCCAUACAUCCCAUGUCGAACCACCAGCUAUUAUGCGAAAGCAAAUUCCGGAUUUUAACAAAUGUCGAUGCUGCGCGACUUCCAGUAGAGGCACUGAUUAUUGACAUUGGCAUGCAAAACUUCCAAUUGUCCUACCUGGAUCGAAAUGGCAAUUGCAAAGUACGGGGUGGUAAGGCCGGAUUUGGCGUCGAGCGUAUGAUGGUUGCACUAGAAAACGCGAUCUUGGUUUCCGAAUGGCCACGCAAUCAAGGGUAUGCUCAGCGCAGCUCAAAGGAGAGAUUAACUGAUCGGGCCGAAGCUUUGCGUGUCUUCCAAGCGUUGACUGUCCAGCCCUCGGUAAAGAAGGAUGGAAAGGCAAACUUCAACAUCAACUGGGAGGGUUUUUCCAAGCAGUGCCCCGUGACUUUCGCGGAUCUAAAGGACGCUUGUGAGAUGACUCUCACAAUGAUGAAAGAAUUCGUGCAACAGUUUCUUGAUGACAACGGAAUUGACGGCGCAAAAGAGCGGCUUCAUAUUGAACUCAUCGGCGGAUACUCGAACUCUAUCAUUUUUCACGAAAUGUGUCGAGAAGUCAUGCCGGCAUGUGAAAUUUUCCACAGAGGGUUGGUAAAGGGGCUCGCUAAACUACCAUCCAUUGAUAGCUUUGACGGGCCAAAGCCAAGCGAUCAUAAACCUUUUCAACGUUAUGGAAGAUCUGCCACGGCGCAA
Mesorhabditis spiculigera is the source of this 2202-nucleotide messenger RNA. The record is from the annotation of a GenBank genome assembly. NCBI's taxonomy places the organism in Eukaryota, Metazoa, Nematoda, Chromadorea, Rhabditida, Rhabditidae.